CUUGGGUCUGUAAUCAGGAGCAAGUGUGCUUUUCCUACUUUGGUGCACUCCAUCUAAGUAGGGAAACCAUAAAUUUUCACCAUUUUCCAGUGUCCCCUCUCUAAGAAUUUCCCCCUCCCAAAAAAUUUUCGUAUUCACAAGUUUUGUGUGGUCAGGGUAGUUUGUAAUCAGGGGAACGUUCACGUUGAUAUUUUUUCAAAAAUGUCUUCUACCAUGUGAAUUAAUUUGUAAUCGUGUGAGUUCUAGAACUAGGGUGAAUUGAUUGUGUUUUGACAGAAAUAUAAGUACAAAUGUGAUGUGGUUUGAGGAUGAAUAUCAUUGUCCAGUGUUCACUUCGUUAUUGAUUGAUAAUUUUCUGUAGAUAAUCAAGUGGAACCGCAUCCUCAGUAUAAUAUUCCUCUGCUUGAUAGGAACUUUGUCCAAAAUGACGUCACAUUCCAGCUGAACUGGAAACCUCAACCUCACACAAAUAAUGCUUCCUCCAAACGACCGUCAAGUGACGUCAGCAACCUGCCAAAAAAUCUGGCAAGACUCUAAGAUCAGACGACAGCUUUCUUGGUUGGAGUUCCCCUGUGAAGUCAGCCCAGAUAUCCGACAGAACUCUUCUUGGAACUCAUCUAGAAUAGUGAUUUAUGAAGUUCUAGAACAAGUUUCUUAGCUUAUUCCCUUGUUACGGAUUUAACUGACAACAGGAAUACUUCAAAUCUCAAGAUUUGAAACAGUGUGUGUGUGAUAUCAUAGACUGCAGUAACUGGAUUUCUAUAAAGAUACUUCAAAUCCCAAGUGUUUGAGCUUACCAAUACGGUACACCAAGAUUUGAAACAAUGAGAGUGAUAUUAUAAACUACAAUAACUUAAUGUGAAUUUUGUAAGGGAAGUGAAAAAGCAAUAAUAGUGAACAAAAUGGGAUUAAUAUUGAAAUUGCAGGACUUCUCUCAAGAAACGACGUGUUUGAAGCUGUUUGUGACAAUUUAUUGCGGCAUAAUUUGAAAGUUUCGUGCAAUAAAAAAGUUUUCAAAUAAAGCACUUUUGUACGGUGGUUUGGAAAGUUUGUGGAAGUGUUUUAUAUGCUAAACAGUGUGGGAUACAAGACACUUAUGACAAGUAGUUGACUGUGAGAUGAUGCACAGUGUGGGAGGGGCUUCCCAGGAUGAUGAGGAGGAGGUGGAGGGAGGGGCGGCUGCAGCAGCCAAUCACAGAGCAGCUUUGUCUUGAUCCAAAACGCCCCCUCUCGCGAGCUCCCCCACCCACUCGGCCCCAAAAACUAUGUCAAAGGAUAUGGCUGACAAAGCGGUCGAGACGGAAACCAGUGCUGCUCAAGAUAAUAACAGUGAUGUGCAAGACGGUGCCUACUGGAAGGUUGUACAACUGGAGUCUCUACUGGCAGCUCUGGUGAAUUCUAAGGUGGUGGCAAUUAAAGCCAACCGCGGAAGCAAGGCGUUUCUGCGCAAGCCAAGUGAUGGAGUGGCGCCAACCUCACCCACGCACCAUGAUCUCAGGUACCACAAACAUCACAGCCACCACCACGGCCACCACAAACACCACAGACACCAUCAUCAAGGUCACCACAAACACCAUAAGAAGCUAGCUCCUGCGGCGGCGGCAACCGCAAACGCAACUGCGGCCGCCGUCUGCAAGGUGAAACAGUGGGAUGACGGGUCGGCCACCAUGGUGCAUCUCAGCCGAGACGCAUCAGUCACGGCCGAAACGCACUUCUGUCAUGGCGGCGCAAUGGAGGGCGGUGAGGAGGAGGACGAGGAUGAGGAGGGGUGCCGGUGUCAUUACAAAAUGCGUCCAGACGACACCCACUUCGUAACCGUCGACAUGGAGUUGGACGACCUUGACCUAGACUCAGGUCCCGCCGGGGUCAUCGACCCCAGAGGUCACCGACCCCGUCGCAAACGGCGGAAACGCAAACAGCUGACCGACCACCACAAACGCAAACAGCUGACUGACCGACAGCUGAUGUACGCGCAUGCGCGCGAGGCCGCAGCCAAGUAAGGUAGUUGACCCGGAUGACCUUCCCAAACGCGCCAAGUGGACUAUCAUCAUAACAGCUGGGUUUCUGCUCUUCACGUGUAUGCUGUUGGUGGGGAUAACGCUAAGGAUGGCGCCGAUUAUCGAUCAGAUGGUGCGAAACCAAAACGAAGAGCUGAUGAACUCUUUGAAUAGACAAGAUUUCAACGAUUCAAUUCUUAUGGCAUGAUGAUGGCCUAUCAUUUGUCUCUUAUCAGCACUUUGAGACAAUGUAACGACCAGAAGACUGCCGAAAGCACGAAGAAGCAGCGCAGCAACAGGAAGUUGGGACCGCUGCUGGAUGGGUGACCGCCGCCGUAGCUCGGCAAGAUGGCGGCCAGAGCUAUGCAGCGGAUCAGUUCAAAGAUGGCCGCUCUAGGGUGGUCCUCGAACAUUAGACCAAUCACAGUGAGCGAAACUAAAAUGUAGAUUACUGAGCAGAAAACUGCUGCCGGGCUCAUGUUCUGAAACAAAGCCCAAACAUAACAAUAAAUAUAACAACGUGAGUAAGUGAGACAAUCGAUAAUGCAAUAAACAUAAUGUGUAAUUAAAAAAUACCGUAUUAAAAAAACUUUUGUGUGGUUAAUAUCAUUGGAUAAGCUCGAAAACAGUAUCAAAAAUCGUAAUUGAACGUGUCCAGUCUCGAAGAUGUGUGCUUCAAAGAUUAAAAAUUCAAGAUUCAUUUAUUGUCAGAACAUUGAGAACAAAUAAUGUAGGCCAAAAAUAUCGUAAUAAAAAUACAUUUGGUGUGGUUAAUAUCAUUAGAUGAGCUCGAAAACAUUAUCGACAAAUCGUAAUUGAACAUGUCAGUCUCAAAUAUGUGCUUCAAAGAUUCAAGAUUUAAGAUUACGGUAAUUUAUUGACAGAACAUUAAAAACAAAAUGUGAGACAUCGUUAAAAACCAUACAAGCAAUAAUAAGUUAAACAGGAUCAAUAUAUCGCAGGUCAAAACUACAAAUUUAACAACAUUAUUUAUAAAAUAGAAUUAUUGUAACCUUCUACUGAAAAUAAUAGAUUGAGAAUAAAACUUGUAACUAAGUUAUAAAUUGACUAAAUUUACUUUAUAACUAAGUGAUAAAUUGUAUUAUUACUUUAUUAUAUUAUUAUUUUUUGAAAAAGGUUCUAUAAUUAUAUUUUAUAAAUCAAAAUAAGUAGCCCUGAUUCUAUAAAUUUUAACAAGAUCACAGGUCAAAAAUUGCACAAAAUUGGAACUGCUAGAACAGUAUAAGAGAGUAAAGCUGCGUUUACACCAAAGUUAUUAAUAUAAUGUUGAUAACUUAAUCCCUUAUAGAUCCUAUUAAAUUCAACAGAACUUGACAAACACAGAUGCUCAUCAUGUGUA
This is a messenger RNA of Nilaparvata lugens (brown planthopper), 3357 nucleotides long. RefSeq lists its product as uncharacterized. The record is from RefSeq and is a predicted model, not a curated record. The coding region runs from base 1266 to 2000 and encodes 244 amino acids. Lineage: Eukaryota; Metazoa; Arthropoda; Insecta; Hemiptera; Delphacidae. The transcript has 10 exons.